AGUUCCAGUGGCAGGGGGUCAGUGUAAAACGGCCUUCUGUCCGUAACGUGUCGAACGUCGUUGAUACAAGCGAGUCAGUUCCUCCGUCGUAGUGGCAUUACUACGAGUCGUUUUCAAUCACGUUUGCCGGACAGGGACGUUGCCAGGGAUCGUUUCGUCGUUCGGUAACACGACAGACUGUGUGUCGAGAAACAUCGGUGGCUCAUCGUCGAUAGAAACACGCUGACUCGCAGUAGUACGAGAGAGUAGAGAAAAAGGUAAAUCGAUGAGAUUAUCGUGGCUGUUGAUGGCCGCCACGGUCGUCGGCUAGAGGCCGUUUAACGAAGUUUCGAGCCGCCAGCGCGAUAACACAGACCGUACCCGAUGAGUGUUAGACUGGCAGGCGGACACAUGGUGAAGCAGAGGAGGUUCAUCGGCAACACGAACAACAAGAUGAUCAACAUACGAGAAUAUUUAUAGGUUUUUUUAGGUUGAAAUCGUGCGGAGAAACGAGUUGGAUAUAUCCUGUGUGUAUGCGUAUGCGUCGAAACGAGGAGCGAACACGGCUGAUCGUUCUCUGCGUGCCGCUGAUAGGAAGAGUUUACACGGCCCUCUCAACCGGUCGCGACUUUCGACAGCCGAUGAAAUUGCAAAAUCGCCGCCUAGACGUCCGGGGUGAAAACGUAAAAUAAACGAUAGAUAUCAGAGGACGACAGAGACGUUUAGUUAUGAUCAGCCGCUGCGACAACGACCCGGUUUCCUUUUUACGUAACCCUCGCGAGAUGCCUGAUUUUCACGCGCAGGUCCGAUUUAUCGAGCGUUCGCACGAGGAACGAAUUUGAAAAGGCUCGCAGAGUGCAGUUUAAAGAGACGCGUUAAAGAGCACAGCUUUGGAGGAGAGAACAGAGAAGGAAAGGACCAGAAAACCCAGAGGGGAAACAUGAGUUCUCUGUAGUACGCGCCAAAUGUAGGAGGAGAUCGCGAUCGAUAGAGAGCCGAUGCAAGCGUGUGCUCGUUCACGUAUCCGCUGUGCCGGAGCGAGUUCGUGCUUCGUUAGACAAGGUUUUUUUUUUUCUUCUUAGGUUCCCAGCGAUUCUAGUAUUUUCCAAGAGAGAGAUGGAGGACAAGCCAAAGUAAACCAGUGAUAUUUUUUUAUGCAGUAUUUUUCUUCCAUUAUUGCGAAUGAGAUGAUAAAGCGAUAAAGAGAAAGAGAAAGAGAAAGUGUCCAACGAGUCGUAUAUCAGUUGUCUGUAAAAAAAAAAAAAAAAAGAAAUUACAAAAGAGAGGAUCAAGGAUAUAUUCGAGGAGACAGAAACAAACGAAAGAGACUUUUCUCCACGACUCUCCAGCGCCGAUAUCGGCAGGUUUCCUACAAAAUGAGUUGUUAAUUAAGAAUGCGCGAUGACACGGCGAAUUUGUCAGUGGACAGCAAGCCCGCGCGAGAAGGCGCAGGGUAUGGAAAUGGAACCCCAAAAAACAAACUCUCACCGCCAGGAAAAAAUAUUCUUGAAGUACACGCUCAAAGACGCAGAGAAGGAUAAAGAGGAAACUGAGUAUAUGCUACAAGAGAAUGGCGAUCCAAUUGAGUUCGUGCCACCACAAACGAAGGAGGAGGAGAAACCCGCCACGCCGGAACAAUCCUUGCCACCAGUGCCUUACUUCAAACUCUUUCGAUUUGCAACAUUCGGGGAGCUGAUGCUGAUCAUCGGCGGCCUGAUCAUGGGAACCCUGACCGGCCUGUGCAUCCCCAUUUCGACGAUACAGUACGGCGAGUUCACCACGCUGCUGGUGGACCGCAACUUGGAGAACCAGACGAGCACGCCGACGCUCAUACUGAAGUGGUUCGGAGGAGGAGAGGUCUUGGGACCGGAAGCGUCGUACGAAGAGAGGAUGAACGCGCUGUACGACGACUCGGUCGCGUUUGGCGUGUCCUCCGCGGCGUUGUCCACCUUCCAGUUCUUCUUCGCCGUGUUCACGGUCGACCUGCUGAACAUCGCUGCCUCCAGGCAGAUCGUUCGGGUCCGCAAGAUGUUCCUGCGCGCCGUUCUCAGACAGGACAUGACGUGGUACGACAUCAACACAUCGACCAACUUCGCCAGCAGGAUGACCGAGGACCUGGACAAGAUGAAGGACGGCAUAGGAGAGAAACUGGGCGUGUUCACGUACUUGAUGAUCUCCUUCGUCUCUUCUAUCAUCAUAUCGUUCGUGUACGGCUGGAAGUUAACGCUUGUGGUGCUGAGUUGCGCGCCAAUCAUCGUGAUAGCCACCGCGGUAGUGGCGAAAGUUCAGAGCUCCCUGACAGCUCAGGAGUUGAACGCUUACGGGAGAGCCGGGACCGUGGCCGAGGAAGUGUUGGGCGCCAUCAGGACCGUGAUUGCGUUCAACGGCGAGCAGAAGGAAGUGGAUAGAUACGCGGAGAAGCUGAUACCAGCCGAAAAGACCGGAAUAAGACGUGGAAUGUGGUCGGGCGUCGGCGGUGGCGUGAUGUGGUUCAUCAUAUACAUCAGCUACGCGGUGGCGUUUUGGUACGGGGUUCAGUUGAUCCUGGACGACAGGCCGAAGGAGGUGAAGGAGUAUACCCCGGCAGUGUUGGUGAUCGUGUUCUUCGGCGUGCUGGCUGGAGCGCAGAACAUGGGUCUGACAUCGCCGCAUCUCGAGGCGUUCGCGGUGGCGCGCGGCUCGGCCGCAGCGAUUUUCCAGGUGCUCGAUCGCAUUCCAGCGAUCGAUAGCUUGAGCAACGACGGCCAGAAGCUCCCCUCCGUCACCGGCGAGAUCGAGUUCAAGAACGUGCACUUCCAGUAUCCAGCACGAAAGGACGUGAAGGUGUUGCAGGGCUUGAACUUGAAGAUCAAUCGGGGCGAGACGGUGGCGCUGGUCGGUGGAUCCGGCUGUGGCAAAUCUACCUGCCUUCAGCUGAUCCAACGUCUCUACGAUCCUUCGAAGGGACAGGUCCUGCUGGACGGAGUGGAAGUGUCGAAGCUGAACGUCCAGUGGCUACGCUCGCACAUAGGCGUGGUCGGCCAGGAGCCGGUGCUCUUUGACACAACGAUACGGGAGAAUAUCCGGUACGGAAAUGACAGCAUUACCGAGGAGGAGAUGAUCAAAGCCGCGAAGGAAGCGAAUGCUCACGACUUCAUCAGUAAACUGCCCGAGGCGUACGACAGUCCCGUUGGCGAGAGAGGAUCGCAACUGUCCGGUGGACAGAAGCAGAGGAUCGCGAUCGCUCGGGCUUUGGUCAGACGACCGGCCAUACUUUUGCUGGACGAAGCGACGUCCGCUUUGGAUCUUCAUAGCGAGGCCACUGUGCAGAGAGCUUUGGACGCGGCGUCAAAGGGCAGGACGACGAUCGUUGUCACUCACCGACUGUCGACAAUUACCAAUGCCGAUAGGAUAGUGUUUAUAAAGGAAGGCCAGGUGGUUGAACAGGGCACGCAUGAGGAACUACUCGCCCUUGGGAAUCAUUACUACGGAUUGGUCUCUGCCGACGCCAGUGCCACUGCCAGAGCGAAAGCGACGGCCUCGGCGGCAAAGACAGUGACCGCAGCCAUACCGAAGCAGCAGAAGCCACCGUUGAAGAGGCAAUUCUCCACACUGUCGAUGCACUCUCAUCGGCUGUCGUUAGCUGGCGCAUCGGAGAGCUCGGUGAACCAACUGGAAGAACACGAGAAGCCGUACGACGCACCAAUGAUGAGGAUAUUCGCUCUCAAUAAACCGGAAUGGCCUUACAAUAUAAUCGGAUGUCUAGCGGCAGCAAUCGUGGGCGCCUCGUUCCCAGCGUUCGCCGUUCUAUUCGGCGAGGUGUACUACGUGCUGGGUCUCCAAGACGACGAGGAGGUACGCCGCGAGACCGUCAACUUCUCCAUUCUGUUCCUGAUAGUCGGCGUGGUCACCGGACUGGGCACCUUCCUGCAGAUGUACAUGUUCGGCCUGGCGGGCGUGCGUAUGACCACGAGGAUCAGGAAGAUGACGUUCGCGGCGAUGCUGCGGCAGGAGAUGGGCUGGUACGACGAGGACACGAACAGCGUGGGCGCGUUGUGCGCCAGGCUGUCCUCGGACGCCGGCGCCGUGCAAGGCGCGACAGGCACGCGUGUCGGCGCGAUCCUUCAGGCACUGUCCACCUUGGUCCUCGGGAUCGGAUUGUCCAUGUAUUACACCUGGAAGAUGACGUUGGUCUCCGUGGUCUCGAUACCUCUGGUGUUGGCCGCGGUGUUCUUCGAGGCGAGGGUGAUGAGCGGCCAAGGUUUGCAAGAGAAGAAGAAGAUGGAGGCAGCGACGAGGAUCGCCAUAGAGGCGAUCUCCAACAUUCGUACGGUGGCCAGCCUCGGGAAGGAGGAGGCAUUCUUGGAGCGUUACUGCGUGGAGCUGGAACACGUGGCGAAGGCGACGAGGAUCAGGAACAGACUGCGAGGACUGGUGUUCUCGUGCGGCCAGACAACGCCGUUCUUCGGCUACGCUCUGAGUCUCUAUUACGGCGGCGCGUUGGUGGCUAGGGAGGGGUUGAGCUAUCAGAACGUGAUCAAAGUGUCGGAGGCGUUGAUCUUCGGGUCUUGGAUGCUGGGCCAGGCCUUAGCCUUCGCGCCUAAUUUCAACACCGCUAAGAUCUCUGCCGGAAGGAUAUUCAAGCUCUUGGACAGAGUGCCAGAGAUCACCUCGCCGCCGGAUUCGGAAGACAAAGAUCUGGAUUGGAAAGCGGACGGCCUCAUUCAAUUCUCGAAAGUCGAGUUCCACUACCCGACGAGGCCCGAAAUGCAAAUUCUGCAAGGUUUAAAUUUGAUCGUGAAACCGGGUCAGAUGGUUGCGUUGGUGGGGCAAAGCGGAUGCGGCAAAUCCACGUGCAUCCAAUUGUUGCAACGACUGUACGAUCCGAUUUCUGGCACGGUGACGAUGGACAGGCGCGACAUCUCGUCGGUCUCGUUGCGCAACCUGAGGUCUCAGCUGGGCGUCGUCGGCCAGGAACCGGUGCUCUUCGACAGAACGAUCGCCGAGAACAUUGCCUACGGCGACAACUUCCGGAUAGUGCGGAUGGAGGAGAUCAUAGAGGCCGCCAAGAAAUCCAACAUACACAGCUUCGUCAGCUCUCUACCACUAGGAUACGAUACUAGGUUAGGCUCCAAGGGAACACAGCUGUCCGGAGGACAGAAGCAACGUAUCGCGAUUGCGCGCGCCUUGGUCAGGAAUCCUCGAAUCCUACUUCUGGACGAGGCCACGUCAGCCCUCGACACCCAGAGCGAGAAGGUGGUGCAAGCGGCGCUGGACAAGGCUAUGGAGGGCAGGACGUGCAUCACCAUAGCGCAUCGUUUGGCCACCAUAAGGAACGCCGACGUGAUCUGCGUGCUGGAGAAGGGGACCGUCGCGGAGAUGGGCACUCACGACGACCUGAUAUCGGCGGACGGGCUUUACGCUCAUCUGCACGCCCUUCAAGAAGCCGCGAUGGAGUAAAGGCAUAGCGUCGAGCCGCGUCUCAUCGACGCUUCCAUCGGGGCACACGGAACGCGGGGGGCAGCCAGCAAGAAAAAUGGAUGAACUCCUCCAGCGAGCGAACAAACAGAAAAAAAAACAAAAAAAAAAAAAGAAAAAAAAACUAGCGAAACAGAAUUCCUCGUUUCGGCCUCGUCGAAAUCGAACGCUCGAGAGAAAGGGAGCUAAGCUAUCGGAGCUCGAAUUUCUUGAAUUAUCGUGCUUUCUUCUUCAUCUUCCCAGCUGACCCUUGACUUUAUCGUAGGCUUUCAACGAUAGUCCUCUCGCGUACUUUUCAACCCCCCUCUAGCGCGCCUUCUGCUAGAAAUCAGUUUUACAACAACUAGGUUUUCAUCAGUUGACAGGAGGAACGCGAGAAAGAAGAGGAUCAACUUUUUUUUUUUUUUUUUUUUUUGGUAUCACGUAGCUUUCUUGGAACACUCGCGUUUUCACUUGGUGAAACACUCGUUCUUCCCCAUGCCGGCUCUCGCGACCAACUUCAGAGAGGAGACAACCACCGAUCCAGAGAACCUUCCACGAUCACGACCACCGUGCGUCACGUAUCGUUUUCGACGAUGAAACGCGCCGUUCUUGAUAAAACGCGUAACAGACACCAGGCCCUGCUAGUUCACCGAAACGACGUCUCUCUCUCUCUCGUACGAUUUCGUCCUCGUGCUUUCUUUUUUUUUUCUUUUUCACACGGCAGCGUUUACGACCAAGAGCUCGCGAGAUCGCACGGUAAACGGGAUCAUAGUCGUCGACCCGAGGCUUCUAGCCGGGAGAGAGAUUCCGAUAGGGUACGGGCACGUAGUCGCGAUCGGAUUUGGUGUGUAUGGUCUCGAACGACGCCCCCGAACGGCUCGUCGUUCGCCAGGAAUACCAAACUAGCCGUCGGCAGACACCGCGAAGACGUUUGUCGAACCCCGGGUUUAUAUUGAGACUGGAAUAUAAAUACGGAUUGAAAUCGUACGCGAAUCAGACGCGCGCAUUGAAUUAAGAGGAGAAUAUAUAUAUACACAUAUAGAAGAAUAUUUGGUCAACACCGAAAAAAAAAAAAAAAGAAAAAGAAAAAGGGACAAGCGUGAGGCGACAGAUGUUCCGAGAAACAAUGCCGCUUGCACGGCCGACGUUUUCAUCUUUGACGGCCAUCUUCGUAUCGGCCGUGUCUGAAUCGCGUGAAAAACGUUUGAACGCGUCGUCGCGACACGCUUCUCCGUUCUCUCUGGCGGCGUUCCUCGCGCGAAAACAAAGAGGGAGCGAGUUCCUCUCGCCCUUUUCGUCCUCUUCGGGGCCUAUGACGAAUUUAUCCGCGUAAGGAUAAAGCGAAUAGAAACGAAAUCGUUCAAUUCUCGUGCCUUAGCAGCAGCGUGCGCUAUGUGUUCAACUAAGAAGAAGAAGAAGAAGAAGAAGAAGAAGAAGAAGAAGAAGAAGAAGAAGAAGAAGAAGAAGAAGAAGAAGAAGUAGUGAUCGAAGAUGGGGGUAGAGAACGUGGUUUCGGGGUUUGAAUUCGAAAGACGAGCAGAAAGACGUCUGAAAAGAUAGGCUAGGAUCGAUCUAGGCUGAUUCGUAGAAUUUUUCGAAAGACUGGAUGAGUUUAAGGAAGGUAAGAAGGGGGGCGUAUCGUUUUUAUGGAGAGACGUGUCACGGAGGAGCCGUUUCACCCGAUGGUUGGACUUCCGUGCUAGAUACACUCGCGACAAAACACAUUUCCCGACAAUUGUGCCUUCGUACUUGAUAUACUGACAUAGCGAUAAGAAUACUACAGCGUCGACCGUCGUUGUUGACACUUGUUUCAGCUAAAUUAGCGCGACACGCGGCGCGACGACAAUUUUCCCCGAACUACUACUCGUUAACCCGAUAUUUUCCACUCGCGUGAAAAUUUUGCAAAUCGUCUCGAUCUCGAGCAUCGAAGUAAAGUUUCGUCUUUCGCGUGUUUGUACGAGAAUCUACGCGGUCGACGCAUUAGUACUUAAUUUCACCUCGAGUGAAGCGAUCGAAGAAGAAGACGGGGCGUACGGUAAGAUCGAGCCUCGUCGAACCGACGAUCGGACCGUGACGGUGCUUUAUUUAUCACAGCGACAAUACAAUGAGCGUAGCCGUAGAACGUAGCCAGAAGCAGAGCGUGUUUCGCGAUCGAAAUGCGCGUACCCACGUUUGCGAAUCGAGGGCACAUUCGUAUUCCAUUUUAUUCGGCGGAUUUCCGGCGGCGUUGUGCCCUUCCACUCGUGUACUUAUCCCGCGUGCCGCGAGCGGAUCGGUAGAGAGAACGAACAAGUACAAUCAGACCGGCGCGCGACGAUAAUCAAGUUUUAUCAAGGAGACUCGCGGAUUCCUAGGUGCACUUUCUCUUUCGUAUCGCGAUCGAUGGUGCUCGUUUCGUUGCGACGAAUCAUCAUGACGGAUUUGCUGUACCGAUCAAAAUUGAGCUUGGACUUUUGUAUCACGUACUUGUUACAUUAUACAGAUACAAUUCGGACAAUCGGGCACUGGACGGAGGAGGAGCGAAUGAAUCGAAUUUAGAAGCGAGAGUGAGAGUGAGAGUGAGAAAGAGAAGGAGAGAACGGUGCGCGAGAGAAAAAAAGGUAUUCAAAAAAUUGUUACUUAAGAUUUUAAGGUUGCGGCCAGCGUAACUUAAUGGGCAGUGAUUUUUUUUUUUUUAGAAACAAGGAAACACGCGAGACUCGUAGAAACGGCGAGAAAGAAAGCAGCGGCGUGAGUUUUCUCUCAGUUUUGUCUUCUCUCUUCUCUUUGAUUGUUCGUCCGUUCGUUUUCUUUUCUCGUGUAACGGAAGCGUGUCCAGUUGUAACUACACGAGCGACUUUUCUAGUUACAGUAUGACGACAAAGAGGAAGUAUUAAUAUUUUUCGUCUUUUAUUCCUUUUAUUUUUUUCUUUUCUUUUUCUUGUUACAAGAAGAGACGCAGCAGAUCGUACUGCCGUCAUAUACAAAAUAAAUGGAAACAUAGUGGAAAAAAA
Molecule: messenger RNA, 8411 nt
Organism: Frieseomelitta varia
Lineage: Eukaryota; Metazoa; Arthropoda; Insecta; Hymenoptera; Apidae
Gene: Mdr49
Product: multidrug resistance protein homolog 49
Exons: 19
Coding region: 1381-5418 (1345 amino acids)
Biological process (GO): transmembrane transport
Cellular component (GO): membrane
Molecular function (GO): ATP binding; ABC-type transporter activity; ATP hydrolysis activity
Source: RefSeq, a predicted model, not a curated record